Messenger RNA from Guillardia theta CCMP2712, 2616 nucleotides. RefSeq lists its product as hypothetical. NCBI's taxonomy places the organism in Eukaryota, Cryptophyceae, Pyrenomonadales, Geminigeraceae. The coding region runs from base 1 to 2616 and encodes 871 amino acids. The record is from RefSeq and is a predicted model, not a curated record. The transcript has 8 exons.
AUGCAUCGUCCAUGUCGAGGCUUCCGUCCGCUGUCGCUGCUGCUGCUGCUGCUGCUGCUGCUGACGGACAGGGGGAGAGGAGGAGGGGAGAGGGGAGAAGGACGAAGAGGAGGAAGAUCUCUCCAGGAGGAGGAGGCGAGGGGGGAGGGCGUGAGAGACUGUGAUUGUCAACUCCUGUCCCCUGAAAGCAUUUGGCGACCUAGACAGAGCUACUGGGAGUCAUGGACGGUAGCUGCGCACUGGAGGGCGUCGAGAUUUCUUGGGAGGAAGGGAAGGAAGCGAUCGGAGAGGGAGAGAGAGUGGAGGAGCAGAGCUCUCCUCUCCCUCCCGUUCCCUCUCCUCGUCUUGCAAGGGAGCGAUGCUUCCCGAAGCUUUCUCUUGGAGGACUCGAAACUACUUCCGCCUCCCGCCUGCGGGAGCAUGGAGGAGUGCAUGAAGGUGCUGGUGGAGCAAGGCUUCGUCGAGGACACGGCUCUCACUGCUGCUGCUCUCGCUCGCGCGGGCCCGUUCACUCUUCAGAAAUUCCGCUCUAUCCUGCACCUCACAGCAGCGGUAGCUGAGGGGAUCAGAAACAAGGCUCCUCUCCUGGGGAUUUUUCGCGACCAUGUGGACACACGUCUGCGUCUCACAGAGCUCGUGGGCUCGGUGCAGGAGGCAGUGCGUCAGCUUCCCAGCAGCAGCGACAUGCUGCUCCUGGAGGUGCGGGGGGAGACUUGCUGGCUGCUGCAGUACUGCGAUGCCCGUCCUCUGCUCGCCAGAGCCUUCAAGCCCGUCAGGUCAGCCGCGUUUGUGCUGACGAGGAAGGGGAUGCUGAAGCUGAGGAGGAUGAUUCGAUUCUCCCCCCACCUGCUGCUGAACGGCAGGGACGGUAUGCUGGCGCAGCUGAUCAGGGCGGGGAAGAUGGAGGCGUACUUGGCACUGGAGAUGCCGCUGAUGGUGGAGGAUGUUGGAGGAGAGGAGGGGGAGGAGCAGGUGAUGCCGGGGUUCUGUGUGGAGGAGGAGGAUCUGCUAGAGAUGAUGGUGCUGGAUCAGCACUUGCACUUGAUGUCUGGCGUUGAGAUGAGAGGAACGGUUGAUGAGAUGGGAGAUGAAGUGAGGAUAUCAAACGCGGAAGUGUUGGAGCUUGGAGGAGAAGAUUCAAAUCUUCUCUUCUCCAUCCUCGACCUCUCGUUCUUGCAAGAUUGGGAUCUUUCCGAUGGAAAGGAGAUCCACAUCAUGUCUUUGUCUACUCAGCGCUCGUGGGUUGUUGUCGGUUCAUCAAAGGACAAGUCAAAGACCCUUGUAGCGCUCGAUCAAGAAAGCCUGUGCUAUCCGUAUGCCAACUGGUGCUCGUUGAACGUCUCGCUGCUCGACGGACAGGGGAACGUGUUGUCUUCUCUGCUCAGGACAACUUUCAUGUCAUCCCAGGAACGUCAAAGUCGUCCCCAGCAGCAGUUUGCCUCUUUGCACCCGCUGAUCGUGGGUACGUUUGACAACGGCUGGCCUCUCUCCCCCUUCUACAGCAGGAGCCCUGGUUGUAGUAUCUCAAAACAUGUCGAAAACGUCAAGCAUAAGGGGGAAAGAGAGGAGGACGGGGAGGAGGAGGAGGAGGAAGGGAGCGAACUGUGGUUGUUCUACCCUGGGAGAUAUCGAACAUGGUUAGAGGACGCGAAGGGGAAGCUGAAGAUAAUGACCGACUUUCUGAACCAGGGAGGCAAGUUUGUGUCAGAUGAUGCUGGCUCGCAAGAUUUCCACGAUUGGCCGAUCUUUGUGAUGAAUUUACCUCAUCGCCAUGACAGGAGAAGUCACAUGGAGUCCCUGCUGAGAUCAGCCGGUUUCAGCAACUUCUUCAUGUUCAGCAACACCCCGGCUCAAGACAUUGACAUCUCGCAGCUGCUGCGAGAGAGAAAGAUCACAAAGGAAACGAUUGACGACAUCAGCAGCAAGUUUGGAGGAGGAGCAGUGAGAGCCUACAUCGCCAACACCCUGGAUCAGGUGGAGGGAGAGUGCGGAUGGAGCAAGGGCCGAGCUCACCUUGUCGCCCUCCAGCUGUCUGUCAUCGAGCGAGCAAGGAAGGAGAUGUUCCCAUUCGUGAUCAUCCUAGAGGACGACCUCCUCCCUCUCGAAAUGCCAGAGAAGAUUCGAGAUCGCAUACAACGCGCGGACGGGACGGGACGGGACAGGACAGGAGAAGACAAGGCAGGACAGGAUGGAAAGAGAGGAGAGAGGGACGGGAAGGGAAGGGACAAAGGAGUGACGUCUGGUCAAGCCCAUCUGCUCUAUUUGGAGUUUUGCUCUGAGAGUUGUGAACUGCUCCGCUACUCUUCCUCUUCCUCUUCCAUCGCUAUGGCCAUCAAGCCCUCUUGUUCAGCUGCCAUUCUCUACACGCGCAAGGGCAUCCAAAGGAUGUCACAGAUAGCGUGGCCCAUCCUCUCGGGCAUCGAUGUGAUGCUACCUCGGCUCGUGUCGGAGGGUCGUCUGGAGGCGUACCUCGCCACUCCUCCUCUCUUCCUGCAGGAUCGCUUCUUCGGCUCUGACGCCAACAGGAGUCUCGCUGCCGAUAUGGACGCUCUAAAGUUCGGGGCUGCGGCCGGACAUCGAGUGUGCUACACCUGCUGCUCGGGGAAAGACAUGUGA